AUGUUGAAGGAGGAAGAAAGUCAAGAACAGAGCAAUGAGAUAAAGGAAAACAUGGCAUCCAGAACAGAAUACUAUCUUGAAUCACUCAUAACUGAUGCUUUUAAGGGAAAGGGAUUUCAGAAAAUAAAUGAACUGUUUGAAGAAAAAGAAAUUUACCCUCCUCAAAAAUACAGCAAACAAUUCUUUAACCAACUUGACAAAGUGUUGAAAAAGGAGUUGGACAAGAAUGAAUUCCAAAAUGUUUCCUUGUUGUUGAAAUGCAUUCAGAUGUACUUUAAAAGUGAUCCUCAAGAAGGGGCAAGCUUGCUUAUUCAGCAAGGGCUGAUACCAAAGAUGGUAUCUUGGUUUGAAAGAGCAAGAGAAUUUUUGAUCCUCAUAGAGCCAGCACAGAAUAAAUCUCUGCUGAGACUUGUGGAAGAUUUCUUUGACUCUGCGUUGGUCAUUUGCAAAUGCAACAGUGAAGGAAAGAAACAGUUGCUGGAUUCAUUCUUACCUGACCUAGGACAACUAGUGACUGAAACAAAGGUUGGCUGUGCACUUCGGCAGGAGGCUUUGAGGACUCUGAACUCCAUGCUGGACAGUGUACCACGGGAAGAGAGAAGAAAAUUUCCUAUGUCUGAAGAAAUGUGUUCGCUUACGAAAGAUCUGGCAAAAACAAUUCUGGAGGUUGGUGAUUAUGACCUUCAGGUUGCUCUUUCGGAAGCACUGUGUAGGCUGAUAACAAAAAAAUGGAGGGAUGACCUUGUUCACAACUGGUUUGAAGAUGAUUAUCUUGCUGAAGCUUUCAAAGAGAUAAAGGAUAGAGAAUUUGAGACGGACUGCAGAAAAUUUCUCAAUCAACUAAAUGACAGACUUGGGGAUAAAAAAAGAGUUUAUUCAUUUCCCUGCAUAUCUGCUUUUGCCGACAUGGAGGAGGUGAAGAAGCCAUCAGAUGAGAAACUGGAGGAGUUUUGGAUUGACUUCAAUGUUGGAAGUCAAAGUGUGUCUUUCUACAUAGACAGCGCUGAGGGUGCUCUUUGGGACUCAGUGAGGCUGCCAAGGGAAGUGGUCAGUAGUUACAGUCUGAGAGAGGAUAAUGGAGAAGAGAUAGUUAAAAUUUACAUGAAGAACCCUACUAUGAUCAAUGGCAAAGAAGUAACAAAAAUCAAAAUUCACUUCAGUGCCAAAUUUGAUAUUUUAAAUACACUCAACGAAGUUCUGGGAAAAGACAAAAUGAUGGCAAUAAUAACUAAUGAAUCCAGCUACUUACAGUGGAAGAAAGAUUCUACAAACAUUGAAAAAACAGACUCUUUAUCUGACAUCCUGACAUCUCAAUAUAGUGAUCAAUCACAUAAAACUAGUUCUGGUAUCACUACGAGCAUGGGAAGCCAACAGACUGAAACCGAAGAUGCUAAGCUAAGCCAAGAGUGUGAAGCUGCAGUUUCCCAAACUCUUUCAGCAAAAAAGUCUAAAACUCCAUCACCUAAACUGAAUGAUAAAACCAGUGAACCAUCCAUAGAAGAACAGCCAGAUAUACAGUUUGUAGAAGAACAUUCCCCAGAGAUUGAUGAAUGGGAGAAGAAAAAUAGAAGAACAAGCUUAGGCAGAGAAAUAAUAGAAGCAAAGAUGAAUUCCUAUGACUUUGAAAAUUCAUCUGACUCUCUGCAUUAUGAGAAGGUUUCUGAAGCAAAACAAAAAAUUCUUGGCCAGAGGGUUUCUUUACAAAACCAGAGGAAACAUCUUUUCUCCGAAAGUAAUCGUGACACUGCAAGCAAUAGUCACAGUGAAAAGAGCUGGAUCCUUGAUUCUCAGAAAAAAUCACUACCAAAAACCCUAGAUUAUACCCGAAGAAGGCCCAGGGUCAGGAGUAAAUUAAAAGUGUUGCCGUUAUCAUCUGCAAGUAGUGGCAGUGAUUACCACACAAAGAAAGUUGCUGUUUCAAGACCAACAAUGCACAGGGACGUGCUGAAGAAGGAAAUUAAAUCCAGUGCAAUGAGGCUUGAUUUCUCUGCAGUGGAACUCCCUGAUGAUUUGGAAGCAGACGAUCUGACACUACCAUUAAGUGCAUCUUCCCAUGAGUAUUCUGAUGCUGGAGAGAAGAAGAAAUAUGCGGAGGUAUCCAGUAAAUUACCAGGAGAAGAUAAAGUCUCCAAAUUUAAACGAAAAGGUUCAGAUCUAUCGCCUGGUGGUGUCGUUAAAAAGCGUAAACUUUCAAGAUGGGAAAUGGGUCAGUCAUCUCCUGGCAUUUCCCCUGAGCCAAGAAAACUUUUUGAUUCAAUAGAGAAGAAAAAGGAGAUUCAAACAGGUGGGGAAUCGGAUGAAUCAGAUGACAUCUUUGUCUCCAAGAUACUGCAUGAGGACGUCAGUGAUUCUGGUGUCAUUGCUGCCUUUGAAAGCUUUACCAGACAACUAACGAAAACAUUCUGGUCCAGGUACAAAAGAAUGGAGAUUUGUGCAAAGAAUGCUUUGAAGACCUCUGAAAAAAGUGUGUCCGCUUUAUUAAAUCAGAUACAUCAAUGCAGACUGAAUAAAUUGGAGAACUUCCACAAGGUGGUUGUCCAAGAACUUGCCAAUCUUGAGAAGGAUGCUCAAAUUUUAUCCAUCCUUGAGAAGGACACAGUGGACUUUUGGAAUAAACAGUCCAUCAAACUGAGCUCUUUCUGUAAUCAUCAAAAGCAAAGGAUUCAGUCUAUGGAUUCAGUAUUGGAAGAAACUGCGAGGAGUUUUAAAGAUACAAUACAAAAUACAAAGUAUGAACAUCCACAGGAGCAGGUGGAAGAAAAUAGUAAGGUGUUCGUUGUUGCUUCUGAUUAA
Messenger RNA from Emys orbicularis (European pond turtle), 2793 nucleotides. RefSeq names its product synaptonemal complex protein 2 like (gene SYCP2L). Gene Ontology annotation, cellular component: lateral element; condensed chromosome, centromeric region. Gene Ontology annotation, biological process: meiotic nuclear division; mitotic G1 phase. NCBI's taxonomy places the organism in Eukaryota, Metazoa, Chordata, Testudines, Emydidae. Bases 1 to 2793 code for a protein of 930 amino acids. The transcript has 34 exons. The record is from RefSeq and is a predicted model, not a curated record.